Ascoidea rubescens DSM 1968 is the source of this 1840-nucleotide messenger RNA. RefSeq lists its product as uncharacterized. The record is from RefSeq and is a predicted model, not a curated record. NCBI's taxonomy places the organism in Eukaryota, Fungi, Ascomycota, Saccharomycetes, Ascoideales, Ascoideaceae. Bases 124 to 1464 code for a protein of 446 amino acids. The transcript has a single exon.
CACCUUCUUUCAUUAUUUCACUUCAUUUCAUUUCAUCAUUAUCAUCAUCAUCAUCAUCUUUAAUCUUAUUUAGCUACAUCACAUUUUUAUAUCUUAUAUCUAGUUAAUAGGGAUCACCUUUCAAUGUUGUUAAUGACUUCAAAUCAGUUUCCUUCAAAUUUAGAUUUUCUCAAUUUACCUCUAUCUUUAAAUUAUAAUAAUAAUAAUAAUAACAACAACAACAACAACAAUGUCAUCCAAAAUAACUAUAACCAAAAUAAUUAUAAUCAAAAUAACUAUAACCAAAAUAAUUAUAAUCAAAAUAACUAUAACCAAGAUAACAUCACAAUUAACACAAACAUCAAUAACUCAAUCGAUAAUAUAAGCACCCUCUCUUCUCCUUACUCUCCUUACCUAAUACCCCACCAAUACGACAAAUUUUCAAUUAAUCACUUGCCAAAUAACCUCUCCACAAACCGAAAUUCCAUCCAUCCCAUCCCAUCUCCAAACUACUACUACAACCUAUCUUUCAAACAAUGCUCCACCAAUGCAAGACCUUCCGGCAACUCCUCAAAGAGAAAACUAAAACCAGGCACAAUUGUCCUUUUAGACACAAAUGAUAUCUUCGACGCCUCCACAGAAUACUACGUAAUCGCUGAAAUAGAAGAACAUACAAAUCAAUCCACUUCAGCUAACGACAACAUUUCAAUUCUUGGUUCCCCUUACUCUCCUUCUCCCUCCUCUACCACAAAUACUUCUUCUUUCAUCUCCAAUAACAUCCAAAAUGAAUUAAUUGGCAAUAAAAGUGUAUCUGGAAUUUUCAAUAAACUAAACAAAAAUUUCGAAUUUAAUUUCGAUCAUUUGGGUAUCAAACAUUGUGGCGAAUACGUUCUACUCUUUUAUCUUUAUAAAAGAUACAACAGAAACUUCAAUCUAAUUAAUUCAAUCAAAUCAAAAAAAAUCAUCAUCUCCGAUUCAAGAAAUAAUAGGUUUAAUUCAAUUGAUUCAAACAACUCAACCGACUCAAAAAACAACUCUCCAGAUUUAAAUUCAAGUAACUCCACUUUGAUUAUUAACAAUUCCUACAAAAUAAAAAAAAAAAUCUUAAAAUCUAAUCUUAAAUCAAAUCCUAUUAAUUGUAACUCCAAUUCUAAUGAUAUCAAUACCUCUAAUCUCAAAAAAUUGCAAAAAUUACAAACAUUAAAAAAUUUGCAAAAUUUGGAGAAUCUACAAAAAUUGCAACCAAACUCAAAUACUUGUCCAAAUGAUUCAAACGAUUCAAAUAAUUUUGAUAUUGGUAUUGAUAUCAAUAUAAAUAAAUCAUCUCAAUCAAAUCCCCAAUUUUAUUUGCCUAACACUACUCAACCUCAAUCUCCGUUGACUUUAAAUUACGACUAUCCCGAUAUGCUAUCAAUAAUCGAUAACAUUGAUUUAUCUCAUUAUCAAAAUCUAAACAAAAUGGAUUUUGAUGAUUGGUUUCACUAAUUGUUUAAAUUUAAUUUCUCUUUUUUUUUUUUUUUGUUAAUGUUUGUUUUCCUUUGUUUUUUCUUUUGUUAUUUUAUUACUUCUUUCAUAUUCGGUUUUUUUUUCAUUGUUCUAUAUUUUCUAUUGAUAUUAUUCUCUUCAUUUGUUAUCCCAUUACCUAAUCACUAAUUUAUAUUUAUUAAUAAGGACUUAAAUUAAAAUUCAAAAACCAGCACUAGCUUUUGUAUUUUGUAUAAUAAACAUAUACUACUUAAUAUUAAAAGGUAGUAAAGUUCAAACUGCAAAAUUUCAGCAAUUUAAAGUAGAAUUUAAACGGUUUAUCAGAAACUGAUUGAAUAUAACAUGAAUAUAUUUUAUUCGUUAUCUAUGUUUGAUC